Messenger RNA from Taeniopygia guttata (zebra finch), 737 nucleotides. Lineage: Eukaryota; Metazoa; Chordata; Aves; Passeriformes; Estrildidae. The record is from RefSeq and is a predicted model, not a curated record.
UGGCACUUUUCAGUCAUGCUUUCUCUGCUGAAAAAAGUGUUUCUUUGUGAGCACCAACCAAACUGUAGGGGCGAGGACUUAAACUUGCAGGAGACCUUGAUUUGUGAAUUUUUCAGUAACUUUGUAAACUUUGCAGAUACAGUAUCUCUGUGUGGCAUAAACAGUAAGCUUGCCGGUGAUAAUGAUGUAACCUGGUAUGGAAUAUCUCAACGGCUUGGAUGCGAUCAACUCUAUCUCAUUGGAGGAUCUUUUGGACUCCGUGAAUUUGCUCAGAUAAGAUACGAUGUUCACAAGCUACAUGGCAAGGUUGAUCCAGCUUUGAAAGAAAAAUUAAAACAGAACACUGUGACACUGGAAUCUGAAUAUGAGAAGCUGGAAAAAUCUAACUUGGAUAACUGGGAGAACAUCAGAGGACCCAGUCUGUGGGAAGAUUCCAGGACAGUUCAGAAACAACGGCGGGAAGCUCUCCGUCUCAAGACUGAGUGACUGAGAAAGCCACCUUUGGUGCCUCUGGGAAAAAAAAAGUCUCAUGCUGGACUGUCUUAAUUUUUAAUCCAGUGUCAGGAAGAGACAUGGGAGCAUUUGCACUGAACAAUUCAGCUGGUGUAUAUAUAAGUAACAGUGAGAUCAGUCCAAAAGGCACUGUAUUAUAUGAAGCUCUUUGCAUUAGUUUGUAUAGAGUACCACAGGCUGUAUAUGUGAAUUUUCAAUUAAAAAAAAGCUGAUUAUUCUACUGA